AAACGACUGCUAGAAAAUAAAAAAUACGAUACAUUUUUACGUCCAGUACAAAAUCAAAGUAUGUCAGUAAUGUUAGAUUUGCGAAUUGAAGUGAUGUCUUCUUUAGAAAUAGAAGAAGAGAAACUCGCAGUGGAGAUUUCACUAUUGUUGAAAUUUUCAUGGUUCGAUGAAUUCAUGAUGUGGAAUUCCUCCGAGUUCCCGAACAAUAAGAAACUUUUUAUUGAACGUGAACAUAUUUGGUACCCUAGAAUAGUUUUCAUGCACCAAGCCAAAGGAGAAGGUAUUAGAGAAAUUGGGGAGGCCACGUGGUGUGUGGAUUCGACAGGAAGAGUGAAUUACACUUUUCCAAUGUUCUCAAGAACACUUUGUGAUAUGGAUAUUUUAAAAUUCCCGUUUGAUGUUCAAUCAUGUCAUGUCAUGAUUCUUAUCCAAAAUUAUUUUAUGGAGGAGGUGGAAUUUAGAAAUGUUGAGGUGGUUAAACAUUUUCCACCUGGACAAAAAUGGAAACUGGUAGAUGGAAAAGUAUCUAAAAUUAUCCGAGGAGGGGAGGAUCGGUGGAGUGUAGCGGAUUUAGUUCUGGUUGUUGAAAGACGGUCCACAUUUCUCGUAAUAAGCAUCAUCGUACCGCUUGUAACGGUUUCUAUUAUGAACCCUAUGGUGUUUCUUAUUCCAGGAUCGUCGGGAGAAAAAAUCUCUGUCGCUGUCACAGGACUUCUCACGUAUCUAGUUUACAUCAAUCUGGUUAGUGAAGUUUUACCCAAAACAUCU
Molecule: messenger RNA, 768 nt
Organism: Lottia gigantea (owl limpet)
Lineage: Eukaryota; Metazoa; Mollusca; Gastropoda; Lottiidae
Exons: 1
Biological process (GO): chemical synaptic transmission; monoatomic ion transmembrane transport; signal transduction
Cellular component (GO): neuron projection; synapse; membrane
Molecular function (GO): extracellular ligand-gated monoatomic ion channel activity; transmembrane signaling receptor activity; neurotransmitter receptor activity
Source: RefSeq, a predicted model, not a curated record